Molecule: messenger RNA, 2174 nt
Organism: Dunckerocampus dactyliophorus (ringed pipefish)
Lineage: Eukaryota; Metazoa; Chordata; Actinopteri; Syngnathiformes; Syngnathidae
Gene: lta4h
Product: leukotriene A4 hydrolase
Exons: 19
Coding region: 203-2110 (635 amino acids)
Biological process (GO): proteolysis; peptide catabolic process; leukotriene biosynthetic process
Cellular component (GO): nucleus; cytosol
Molecular function (GO): leukotriene-A4 hydrolase activity; zinc ion binding; metallopeptidase activity
Source: RefSeq, a predicted model, not a curated record
GACAGGGCGUGUGAUUAAAGUUUAUGAAGAGUUAAUAGGCCUGCUUAAUUCCACACCACCCACAGAACACUACCUCUUUCAGAAGAGUCUAACCACGACCAUUUGUCCUUUUUUUCAAUAUCUCCUCCUCCUCCUCCAUGCUCGGCCACUCUUCUUCAAAGGUGCGUUCACUCUCCGUGUGGAAGCCGGACAGACCAGCAACAUGUCAGCGGACCCGACCUCCUUCGCGUCCGCCGCCAAGUGCGUCAGCAAACACCUCAACUUAAAUCUCUACGUGGACUUCGAGACUCACGUGAUCAGAGGCAGCGUGGAGAUCACCGUGGAGGUUCUGGAGAACCGGUUUUCCACUCUGACGUUGGACACGAGAGACGUGAAGGUGGUGUCGGUGAGCGCCAACGGGCAGGAGGCCCGUUUUACCAUGGGCCCCAAACACACCUUCAAGGGCACGCCGCUGGAGAUCACGCUGCCCUUUGACCUCUCCAGGGGGCAGCAUGUGAUUGUGGGCGUGACCUAUGAGACGUCCCCUGGUGCAUCUGCGCUACAGUGGCUCUCACCUGAACAGACGGCGGGCAAGAAACAUCCAUACCUGUUUAGUCAGUGCCAGGCUCAUCACUGCAGGAGUAUGAUUCCUUGUCAGGACAGCCCGUCCAUCAAACACACCUACUAUGCUCAGGUGUCUGUCCCUAAAGAGCUGGUGGCAGCAAUGAGCGCCUUGAGAGACGGACAGGAAGUGGACCCUCAGGACAGUCAUCGUACCGUUUAUCGUUUCAGACAGCCGGUGCCCAUGCCAUCUUACCUGAUGGCGUUGGUGGUUGGAUCGCUGGAGAGCAGGAAGAUUGGACCCAGGACCACAGUCUGGUCUGAGAAGGAGUUUGUGGACCGAGCGGCACAAGAAUUCUCUGAGACAGAGAGGAUGUUGCAGACGGCAGAGGAGCUGGUCGGGCCGUACGUUUGGGGACAGUAUGACAUUUUGGUCCUGCCGCCAUCUUUUCCCUACGGCGGGAUGGAAAAUCCAUGUCUGACCUUUGCCACGCCCACGCUGCUUGCAGGAGACAAGUCCUUAUCCAACGUGAUCGCACAUGAGAUCUCCCACAGCUGGACAGGAAACCUGGUGACCAACAAGACCUGGGAGCACUUUUGGUUGGUAACACACACACACGCACACGUGCACGCUCACACAGGGAAGUCGGCAUCCAUACGUGUGCACGCGCGCAGGCUUAACGAGGGUCACACGGUCUACCUGGAGAGGAUGAUUGGCAGACGUCUGGAGGGGGAAGCGUUCCGCCAGUUCAAGGCCUUGGGAGGCUGGAAGGACCUCCAUGACUCGGUCAGCACAUUUGGAGCCAAGAACCCUCUGACCAACCUGGUCCCAAGUCUGCAGGACGUGGACCCGGAUGAGGCCUUCUCCUCCGUCCCCUACGAGAAGGGCUUUGCUCUUCUCUACCACCUGGAGGAGCUGCUGGGCGGUCCAGAGGUCUUCAUGGGCUUCAUCAAAUCUUACAUCCAGCUCUUUGCCUACGGCAGCGUCACCACGGACCAGUGGAAGGACUUCCUGUUCACCUACUUUCAGGACAAGGUGGAUGUCCUGAACAAGGUGGACUGGAACGCGUGGAUGUUCACUCCCGGGAUGCCUCCGGUGAAACCACAAUACGACACCACGCUGGCCGACGCCUGUGCCGCUCUUUCUCAGAGGUGGAUCCAGGCCAAAGAGCAGGACCUCAGCGCCUUCACGCAGGCUGACAUCAACGCACUCUCCUCACAUCAGCUCAUAGACUUUUUGUCUCUUCUCCUCCAGGAAGUGCUUCCCGUGAGUCACGUGAAGAAGAUGCAGGAGGUUUAUGAUUUCAACUCAUGCACAAAUUCAGAGAUCCGCUUCAGGUGGCUGCGACUGUGCGUGCGCUCGCGGUGGGAGGAGGCGGUUCCCUUGGCGCUGAAGAUGGCAAGCGAGCAGGGCCGAAUGAAGUUCACACGACCGCUCUUCAGAGAGGUCUUCAACUUUGCCAAGUACCGAGAGGAAGCGGUGCGAGUGUUCCUCGCUCACCGGGCGACCAUGCACCCGGUGACCUCUGGACUGGUGUCGAAGGACAUGAAGGUGUCCGUGGACCAGUAGGACCAAUCGCCGCACAGAAGCAAUAUUUACAGUAGCAAAUAAAUACCUUUCAUUGGAAGCAUCA